CCCUGAAGAAACUCGUCAUGCUCAAGGAAAUGGACAAAGACUUGAAUUCAGUGGUCAUUGCAGUGAAGCUGCAGGGCUCAAAAAGGAUACUUCGGUCCAAUGAGAUCCUUCUUCCAGCUGGCGGCCUGGCAGAGACGGAGCUUCAGCUAACCUUCUCUCUCCAGUACCCUCAUUUCCUUAAGCGCGAUGCCAAUAAGCUUCAGAUCAUGCUGCAAAGGCGAAAGCGUUACAAGAACCGGACGAUCCUUGGCUACAAGACGCUGGCCGUGGGGCUGAUCAACAUGGCGGAGGUCAUGCAGCAUCCCAGCGAAGGUGCCCUGGUGCUCGGCCUGCACAGCAGCGUGAAGGACGUCUCCAUUCCUGUGGCUGAAAUCAAGAUCUACUCCCUGUCAAGCCAGCCCAUCGACCAAGAGGGAAUCAAGGCUAAGCUGUCUGACCGUUCUCCUGAUAUCGAUAACUACUCUGAAGAGGAGGAAGAGAGCUUCUCAUCAGAGCAGGAAGGGAGCGAUGACCCUUUACAUGGGCAGGACUUGUUCUACGAGGACGAGGAUCUGCGCAAAGUGAAAAAGACCCGGAGGAAACUCACCUCUCAACCCAACAUCAAACAGAAGUUUGUGGCCCUGCUGAAGCGGUUUAAAGUUUCUGAUGAGGUAUGUUGUGGCCCCCCGCCCCCCCCUCUGCAGAUCCGGGAAGUAGAAGAGGACCUGGAUGAGCUGUACGACAGUCUGGAGAUGUACAACCCCAGUGACAGUGGCCCCGAGAUGGAAGAGACCGAGAGUGUCCUGAGCACACCCAAGCCCAAGCUCAAGCCCUUCUUUGAAGGAAUGUCUCAGUCCAGCUCCCAGACGGAGAUUGGCAGCCUCAACAGCAAAGGCAGCCUAGGAAAGGAUGCCACCAGCCCCAUGGAAUUGUCUGCUCUGGACAGAGUCAAAGCAACUUCUUGGAUCAAAAACCCAGAUGACAAUCUGCCUGAGAUCGACCCUCUGGACAUCAGUGACCAGGACAUGUUUGGAGACAGUAGCACCACUCUGGUUGUGCCCGAGAAAGUCAAAACCCCCAUGAAGUCUGGCAAGACAGAUCUGCAGGGCUCUGCGUCCCCCAGUAAAAUGGAUGGGGGGCAGACGCCCCGGCAGAAGAGAAGCACCCCUCUGAAGGAGCGGCAGCUCUCCAAGCCCCUGAGUGAGAGGACCAACAGUUCAGACAGUGAGAGGUCCCCUGACCUUGGCCACAGCACACAGAUCCCAAGAAAGGUGGUAUAUGACCAGCUGAAUCAGAUCCUGGUGUCCGACGCAGCCCUCCCAGAAAACGUCAUCCUAGUAAACACUGCAGACUGGCAGGGCCAGUACGUGGCAGAGCUGCUCCAGGACCAGCGGAGGCCUGUGGUGUGCACGUGUUCCACGGUGGAAGUCCAAGCUGUGCUGUCUGCCCUGCUCACCCGGAUCCAGAGAUACUGUAACUGUAAUUCCUCGAUGCCAAGGCCCGUGAAGGUGGUGGCUGUGGGCGGGCAGAGCUACCUGAGCUCCAUCCUCCGGUUCUUUGUCAAGGCCUUGGCCAACAAGACCUCCGACUGGCUGGGCUACAUGCGUUUCCUCAUCGUCCCCCUUGGUUCUCACCCUGUUGCCAAGUACAUGGGCUCAGUGGAUAGCAGGUACAGCAGCGCCUUCCUCGAUCCUGCCUGGAGGGACUUAUUCAUGACCCUCCGUGCCCUCCGGUGUUUCUCAGAGUCGCUGGACGUGGUGGGCCGAGUGAUGCAGUACGUGAGCGGGGCUGGCGUGACGCACCAGCUGCCCGUGGCAGAGGCCAUGCUGACCUGCAGGCACAAAUUGUCUCCUCACACCCAUCUCUCCUUCUCUUCCGACAGCCAAGAUGAAGACUCUUACCAGAAGUUCAUUCCCUUCAUCGGGGUAGUCAAAGUGGGCCUGGUGGAAGACUCCCCCCUGACAGCAGGUGAUGGCGACGACACGCCUGUGGUCAGCCUCACUGUCCCCUCCACGUCCCCGCCUUCCAGCUCUGGCCUGAGUCGGGACGCAUCAGCCACGCCCCCUUCUUCCCCAUCCAUGAGCAGCACCCUGGCUGUGGUUGGGAGUCCCAACAGCCCGUACGGGGAUGUCAUCGGCCUGCAGGUGGACUACUGGCUGGCCCACCCCGGGGAGCGGCGCAGGGAAGGCGAAAAGAGGGACACCAGCUCCAAGAACACCCUCAAGAGUGUCUUCCGCUCAGUGCAGGUGUCUCGGCUGCCCCACGGCAACGAGGGGCAGCUCUCUGGCACCAUGGCCAUGACGGUGGUCACCAAGGAGAAGAACAAGAAAGUGCCCACCAUCUUCCUGAGCAAGAAGCCUCGAGAGAAGGAGAUGGACUCCAAGAGCCAGGUCAUCGAAGGCAUCAGCCGCCUCAUUUGCUCAGCCAAGCAGCAGCAGACCAUGCUGAGAGUGUCCAUCGAUGGUGUGGAGUGGAGUGACAUCAAGUUUUUCCAGCUGGCUGCUCAGUGGCCCACCCACGUCAAGCAUUUCCCAGUGGGCCUAUUCAGCGGUAGCAAGCCUACCUGACUGCCCUGCCUCCUGGCUGAGGACCCCACUGUUCUCCCUUUGUGUCGUCUGCUGGUCUGGGGCACCUCCUGUGGGGGCGGUGCCAGCAGGCCUGGGGCCUGAGGGUCCCCUUCCCUUGCACUGGGGUCUACCUCUUCCCUUGCCCAAUCCCGAGGGACACUGCCACUGGGGAAGUUGGUCACUCCCCCCCACCCCCCCUCCCCUCCUUCCUCUCUAGGGCCCUGAGCCUUGUUCUCAGGCACCCAUCAGUCACUGGAAUUUAAGCAAACUCUUACAGGGGACCCCUUCGUUGGACCCCUCCCCUACCCCCUGGAGCCUGAGUCCACCGAGGGACAGACCCUUCCUGUCCCCUGCUUGGUUUCCAGUCUCUGCAUUUAAGGCCACCAAGGUCUCCGAACGUUUUGUUCUGGCUCCUUCCUGGCGAGGGGCACCCAUGGGUCCCCAGCUGUUGGUUAGGAGUUAGUUCAACCUGCCCCACCCCAGGAAUGUCAUCUCUGUCUCGGGUCAGCUCGGCUUUCCCGAGGGGGACAGCAGGGGUGGCCUGAGGCCAAAGGGACAGAGCCGGCCGGCCGUCCAGCAUGAAAGGGGCAGUCAGGGUGGCCAGGCGAGCCUCUCCAUCUCCUGGCUAGCUGGGCACGAUAGGGAAGGGCCCCUCUGCCCCCGGGCCCCACUUCUAGGGGCCCCGCCCAGCAUCCCCGGUGUCCUUGGAAGUGUCUUGUCCAUGUUGUGCGUGUGUCUUCGAGAACUCACUGGCUUCUGCUCCCGCCACCCUGCUCUGGCCUGCUCUCUCCUCUUCGUUCGGUGUGACUCCCCUGUGUGCCGGGCCCUGCCCCCUCCGGCUUCUCUGCUCCCAACACUCCAGCCCACCCGCCUUCCAGCCGAGUCCUGCUUCCCCCAGGCUCCCACCCCAGCACCUGUUCCUUCUCCCCCCGUGGGCAGCCUCCCAGAUCGGGCGAGCCCCUGCUCGGGUCCCUCCGCCCUUUGUUCUUGCCCCAGCCUGGCCUCAUUCCUCCUCAUGGCGAACGCACACGUCUGAGCCCUGGCUUCCCCCUCUCCUGCCCCGAAGAUGGGGGGGAUUGACCUCCAGGUGCUAGGGCUCCAGGCCUCAGUCCUCCAGUCAGUGUUCUGCCCACUGAGCCCCCUUCCUGCCCUCGAGCUCGUCCCCAUCCCAGAGGUUUGGACAGAAAGACCUUCUCCCUUCUGAGCCCUCCUGUGCCCCCGGGUCCUGUUACUCAGUCCUGCUGUCCAAAGCACCUUGCCCGGGCUCGGCUCUCUCCUGGUUGGGCCGUGGGUAGGGGGGAGUUGCUGUUGGAUUUUUCAUUCAAUAAACUGGUGGUUUCUUACCA
Messenger RNA from Gracilinanus agilis (Agile Gracile Mouse Opossum), 3892 nucleotides. It is a transcript of the gene PACS1, whose product is annotated as phosphofurin acidic cluster sorting protein 1. Lineage: Eukaryota; Metazoa; Chordata; Mammalia; Didelphimorphia; Didelphidae. The transcript is spliced from 23 exons. Gene Ontology annotation, biological process: protein localization to plasma membrane. Bases 18 to 2546 code for a protein of 842 amino acids. Gene Ontology annotation, molecular function: transmembrane transporter binding. The record is from RefSeq and is a predicted model, not a curated record.